CUGCGCUAAGUGAUGGCAAGCUAAAUAGCAAGAUAAGUCCACAUCUGGCCAAAAAAGGAGGACAUAUUCUUAGAAGUGGUGAAUCAUCUGAUUCAUCUGAGUCUGAGGAUACCAGUAACGCAGAAGAGUCAGAUUCUGAUAAAUCUAGUGAAACAUCCAGCUCGGAAUUUUCGUCAGAAAUUACCAACCCAAAUGAAUUUGAAAAUCUAGGAGAACAAAAAGGAAAAGGCACCCAAUAUCUCGUAGACCAAAUAGCAACCAUUGAUUUUAAUUUUGAAAGAAUUAAGAAAAUGAGUGAUAAAGAAGCUCAGACACAUGUCGACAAAAUGAAAAAUAUCGACAUAUUAUCACAAAACCUUAAAGAAACUAAGUCACAUAAAACAUUACAAGAAAAACUAUUUAAAAUCAUACAAUGGUAUGAUCAACAAACUGAUGAAACACAGAGGACUUAUAACAAAGAUUUAGAAAAUGAGGAAACACGAUAUAUUGAGAAUACAGAUGAUGCUCUCGAUAUAAGACCAGAACAAUAUAUAAAUCUAAAAGAACCUCAUAGAAGAGCUGUUAUAGCUAAGCUGACUGCAAUAGCCAAUACAAAUAAAAAUGAAGAAGAAAGAAAAAGAGCUAACAAUAGAUGGAGAGAUAACGCUGCAAUGGAACAUUCUGGUAGUAAUGCUAGUAUGACAAGUGAAGCUGGAUCUUCAUGGAGUGAAAACUCUGCAGCUGAAGAUAAAAAGUUUCAAGAAGAACAAGAUAAAAUAAGAGAACCAACAAGUCAACCACAAAUAUUACCUCUAUUAUUAGACUCAGCAGCAUCAAUAGCUAAAACUACUAGCUCUAGCUCAACAAAUAUAAAAUCAACCAGUAGUAGUGAACAACCAAUACAGAGUAAUGCAAGAGGCACACCACCUGUAAAACUGAAGGAUAAUCAGUAUGGUUAUAAUACUGACGAAAUUAUGAAUUUAGAACAAUUAUACUGGAGACCUCAGAAAAAGAAAAU
Molecule: messenger RNA, 997 nt
Organism: Racocetra fulgida
Lineage: Eukaryota; Fungi; Glomeromycota; Glomeromycetes; Diversisporales; Gigasporaceae
Source: the annotation of a GenBank genome assembly